Molecule: messenger RNA, 1446 nt
Organism: Triticum aestivum (bread wheat)
Lineage: Eukaryota; Viridiplantae; Streptophyta; Magnoliopsida; Poales; Poaceae
Product: protein transport protein SEC13 homolog B
Exons: 2
Coding region: 366-1283 (305 amino acids)
Biological process (GO): COPII-coated vesicle budding; protein import into nucleus
Cellular component (GO): nuclear pore outer ring; COPII vesicle coat
Molecular function (GO): protein binding; structural molecule activity
Source: RefSeq, a predicted model, not a curated record
ACGUGUUGUUUCGGAACCCCUUUAUUCAUCUGUUCUUGAGAGAAAACCUAAACCAGAUCCAGAUGCGGGUCUGACUCCGGCCCCCCUCCCCCAUCGAGCACGCGCCACCCCCUGCCGUCGAUCUCUUUGGCCGCCGAGCAAGCCCCUCCUCGCCGUCGGCCUCCCAGCUCGCGCCUCCCGCUCCUGCUCCGUUUGCGCCUCCCCGACCCCUGACGCCGACCUCCGCCGGUUGCGGCUGACGCCGUCGACAACUCCUCCCCAACUCUGCAGCCUUCAGCCUGCCGCAAGAAGAUCGAGAUAGGAGCCUGAAGUGGUCAGGACAGAACAGUUGGUUACUACUUUAAAGCUGAUGCAUACUUGGAACAAUGCUGCCUCAUAAGAUAGAGACUGGCCACCAAGAUGUGGUGCAUGACAUCGCAAUGGAUUACUACGGGAAGCGUAUUGCCACUGCCUCCUCUGAUAACACAAUCAAGAUCAUUGGCGUAAGUGGCACCUCGCACCAGCAACUUGCUACUUUGAGCGGACACGAGGGCCCAGUCUGGCAAAUCGCAUGGGCUCAUCCCAAGUAUGGUUCAAUGCUUGCAUCCUGCAGCUAUGAUGGUCGGGUCAUCAUAUGGAAAGAAGGGAGUAAGCCCGAUGAGUGGGCACAGGCACACACUUUCAAUGAGCACAAGUCUUCUGUCAAUUCCAUUGCUUGGGCGCCUCACGAGCUCGGCCUAUGCUUGGCUUGCGGUUCAUCUGAUGGGAACAUUUCUGUCUUCAUGGCUCGUUCUGAUGGAGGGUGGGAGACGACGCGCAUCGACCAGGCACAUCCAGUGGGCGUCACCUCUGUUUCCUGGGCCCCAUCAAUGGCGCCGGGUGCUCUAAUCAGUCCAGGGCCUUCUGGGCAGUUCGAGUAUGUUCAAAAACUUGCUUCUGGUGGCUGCGACAACACAGUGAAGGUGUGGAAGCUCACCAACGGGAGUUGGAGGAUGGACUGCUUCCCCGCCCUUCAGAUGCACAGGGACUGGGUGAGAGACGUCGCAUGGGCACCGAACCUAGGCCUCCCAAAGUCCACAAUCGCCAGCGCUUCUCAGGAUGGAACCGUCGUCAUCUGGACCGCACCGAAGGAAGGUGAGCAGUGGGAAGGCAGGGUCCUCAAUGAUUUCAGAACCCCUGUUUGGAGGCUGUCGUGGUCGCUGACGGGCAACAUCCUGGCGGUCUCCGAUGGCAACAACAAUGUGACCCUCUGGAAAGAAGCCGUUGACGGUGAAUGGCAGCAAGUGACUACCGUCGAGCCAUAGAUGUCCCGCGUUCUGCCUCUAGCUGCAUUAGUAAUUAUCAUCAGACCAAUGUAGUUUCACCAUCGAGUGGAUUUGAUUAUCAUACAACGUGUACGGUGCUGCAACUUAUGUGAUGGAAUUGUGUUUGUCACCCCCCUUGUUGAAGCGGGCGAUAUUUCUGUUA